AUGGAGGUCCUCUCUGUUUCGUCACGGCCUCUGAGGUCCUUGAUGAGGAGAUCUCCUGAGCUCAGGCUCGUGGUGGCUGGGAGGAGCUUGGACGCCAUACGACUGACCGGCGACCCUGAAGCAUUCCGAAUUAUAUUUUCCAUCCUCCAUUUUAACCCUGCUUCAGAUAUUCGAGAUAUUAACUUGAAAACUUUCGCCCAAAUAACUUUCCUUAGCCAAAAAUAUGCAUGGAAAAAAGCGCUCGAGGUCUGGAACCCGAUAUGGCUUGAUAAAUUGGAGCCACAUGCCUUAGAGCCAGGUAAUGAGGAUUGGCUGUAUGUAGCCGAUAUUUUCGGCAGAAAUAGUUCAGCAGAAGCAUUAGUAACCUGUCUUGGAAAAGAAUACUAUCCGGUCGAGGGCACAACGAUCCUGGAUAGACGACUGUUGAGUUAUGACGGUGUACGCCUGGAUACAAGCCUAUGGCCUCAAGAACAGUUGAGAAAAAUCGAAAAACAACGAAGGCUGAGGCUGAAUCAUCUCCUGUGGAGUAUAUGCGAGUUGCGCUCCAUUCUAAAUUACCUCUGUACAGAAACGCGACACGAUCCUAACUUCCACCCAGGAGACCAAGUAUGUGGGUCUACGGCCUGUCACUGCUUGGCAUACGGCAGCCUUUUGCGAAAGAUCCAUCAAGCUGGCUGGGAAAUUGGAAUAUAUUCCAUACCUCUAAUGUUGGAUAUGUGGAACCGAUCCGCGCGAAAGCUUCAAGAGAAGCUUGGUAGUGUCGGCUUUGAUACCCUCGAAAUCGUCGAUCCAGAGCAUAGAUGCAGUUUACUGGAUAUCAAGUCAGGCUUCCUCGGCUGCAUUAUGGAAAGUGAUAUAGGCCAACAGGAAAGUGCAAGGCGAACCUUUGGGAGGUCUAUUGCUAGACAUAUGGGGCCGGGAUGGAGUUACACCCGAAGCUUGCCUCAGAUAUUAAGACACUGUGAGUUCUCUAUACGGUGCCUCGAAACUGCAAAUCCCCGCUUAUGUGUCAUCGAUUUUUAG
Messenger RNA from Orbilia oligospora ATCC 24927, 1023 nucleotides. RefSeq lists its product as uncharacterized. Bases 1 to 1023 code for a protein of 340 amino acids. The record is from RefSeq and is a predicted model, not a curated record. Lineage: Eukaryota; Fungi; Ascomycota; Orbiliomycetes; Orbiliales; Orbiliaceae. The transcript has 2 exons.